CGAAGAGUCACGACCACUUCGCCUCCAAAUAUAACUAAGUGACCAAUAGAGUACCAUGUUCUCAAGCACGUAUCUUCGACAGGUACUCUCACCAUUCAAGUCCAACAAACACCAUCGCAAUGCCUAUUCUUCCCCUCGCCGGUAGAGUCGCUAUCGUCACCGGAAGCUCUCGCUCCAUUGGUGCAGCUAUCGCAAAGAAACUCGGAGCUGACGGGGCAAGUGUCGUGGUGAACUAUGUGUCCAACGCAGCCGCUGCGGAUGAAGUCGUCUCUGCUAUACCAGAGGGGAAAGCAAUCGCUGUGAAGGCAGACGCGGGAACGAUGGAGGGUGGAAAGGAGCUAUUGGACCAGACCCUCAAGGCUUUCGGGAAGUUGGAUAUCUUGGUACUGAAUGCAGCUAUGGCAGGUAGCAAGACUCUGGCGGAAAUAAACGAGGAUGAGUUUGAUGCUCACAUGAAGGUCAAUGUGAAGGGGCCAUUAUUUCUUACGCAGCUGGCGUCGCCACACAUGAAAGCCGGUGGCCGCAUCAUCCUUUUCUCCUCCACUCUCACCUCAUUCGCCCUCGUUCCUCCUACUGCCCUACUCUACGUCGCCACCAAGGGUGCGAUCGAACAACUCAACCGUGUCCUCGCCAAGGAACUCGGUCCUAAAGGCAUCACCGUCAACACCAUAUCUCCUGGCCCCAUUGACACGGAUAUGUUUAGAAAUGGGAAGACAGAACAGCAGAUCAAGUUCUUUGAGGAAUUACAUCCACAAAAGAGGAUAGGGCUCCCGGAAGAGGUGGCGCCUCUCGUGGCGUUUUUAGCUAGUGAUGGAUCAUCUUGGAUAAACGGACAGAAUAUCAGGAUCAAUGGCGGCUACACCGUCUGA
Stereum hirsutum FP-91666 SS1 is the source of this 869-nucleotide messenger RNA. RefSeq names its product short chain type dehydrogenase. Lineage: Eukaryota; Fungi; Basidiomycota; Agaricomycetes; Russulales; Stereaceae. Gene Ontology annotation, molecular function: oxidoreductase activity. The transcript has 4 exons. Bases 120 to 869 code for a protein of 249 amino acids. The record is from RefSeq and is a predicted model, not a curated record.